UAUACCAGUAUUCAUUUCUGUUUCAUGGCUCCGGUGUCUAGUUUUCCGAUUAAAGUCGGGCAUAUCGACGAUGUCCAAGAACUAAACAAGGCUAAACAAACCACAGUUCCUGAAAGAUUUGUCCAAGACAUGGCUGAUAGGCCGAAACUUACUGCAAAUCUAUCAUCGUCUACUGACAUUCCCAUCAUAGAUCUUUCUAAGCUCAUGAAAGGAGACACAGAUGAACACUUCAGUGAAGUUAUGAAGCUCAAAACUGCCUGUGAAGAAUGGGGAUUUUUUCAGGUGCUGAAUCAUGGGGUUGAUCUGAAUGUUCUUGAAAACAUGGAAAAACUAGCAAAAGAUUUCUUCAUGUUACCUUUACAUGAGAAACAGAAGUAUCCGAUGGCACCGGGGACGGUUCAGGGCUACGGUCAAGCUUUCGUGUUCUCAGAGAACCAGAAGUUGGAUUGGUGCAAUAUGUUUGCUCUUGGUGUUGAGCCACCUUGUAUAAGGAACCCGAAACUCUGGCCAUCGAGUCCGGCUAACUUCAGAGAAAUUUUAGAAAUGUAUUCAAGAGAAAUCAGAGAACUCUGCAAGGUUAUUCUGCAAUAUAUAGCAGUGAGCCUUGGAUUAAAAGGGGAGAUUUUCGAAGAAAUGUUCGGAGUAGCUGUUCAAGCAGUAAGGAUGAACUACUACCCUCCAUGUUCGAGACCAGACCUUGUUUUAGGCCUUAGUCCACAUUCAGAUGGAAGUGCCCUUACAGUAUUGCAGCAGGGCAAAGAGAGCACAGUUGGUCUUCAAAUCCUCAAGGACCAAACAUGGUUACCUGUUCAGCCUGUUCCGAAUGCACUCGUGGUCAACAUCGGUGACAGUUUAGAAGUUCUUACAAAUGGAAAAUACAAGAGCGUGGAGCAUAGAGCAGUAACUCACAAAGAAAAUGACCGCCUUUCCAUCGUCACUUUCUAUGCUCCGAGCUACGACAUCGAACUCAGUCCGAUGCCAGAACUGGUGGAUGAGAAGAAUCCAUGCAGAUACAGAAGAUACAAUCAUGGAGAGUACAAUAAACAUUACGUAACCAACAAGUUGCAAGGCAAAAGAACCCUGGAUUUGCAAAGAUCCAAUCCAAUACAUCAAAUUAACAAGGGCUCCACUUUGGUCUCCCCACUUAGAUAACUACUUGUGCUAUUUAGAUGUCUCUUCUGUAACAAAGUUUCUCUCAUGUGCAUAUCAGCUUAUGGAAGCUUGUGGGGUCUUUGCUUU
This is a messenger RNA of Hibiscus syriacus, 1239 nucleotides long. RefSeq names its product protein SRG1-like. Bases 25 to 1152 code for a protein of 375 amino acids. Lineage: Eukaryota; Viridiplantae; Streptophyta; Magnoliopsida; Malvales; Malvaceae. The transcript has 4 exons. The record is from RefSeq and is a predicted model, not a curated record.